CCCCAAGCAAAGGACAAGGAGACAAGCCAAAGACACUUUUUUUGCAGUUCUCACUGAGUUUUGAUUCUUUGCUUCCUUUCCCUCCAUUGAAGCCUCUUCGAAAGGUUCCUCUCCUCAGAGAUGCCUUUGAACUGACAUAUUCUUCUUCCCUUAUUGCCACUGUUUCGCCUCCUCUGUUCUUCAGAUCUUUAUCAAGAAAGAUGGCUUACCUGAUGUAGCGAUUUGGAUUUCAACAUUCUUUCUCAAAGCUUGAGACUUUAGUGAUAAGUGGCUCCUGUUGUCUGCUUAUAGAGAGAAAAGCUUUGGAUUGUCUACGUUUCAUGAUCGGUUUAGGUGUUAUCUGCUUCUGCUGUUUCCGGUUUGUGUUGGUUUCAGACAAAGGCACUGUGUCUCGAAGGUCUAUCUCUUCGGCUUCUCCUUUUGUUUCAUGUCUCCGAACCUAGACAGUCCUGUGCAGACACAAAUGGCAGUUGCGGUCUUCAAGACUCCCCUCACUGGGGGUAACAAGAUGGAAGGGAAGCUGCAGAGACAAUCCUCAGGGAGAAGAGUUUUUGUGCAAACAGAAACUGGCUGUGUUCUCGGGAUGGAGCUGGACCGUAGCGACAAUGUCCACACGGUGAAGAGGAGGCUUCAGAUCGCUCUCAACUUCCCCACCGAAGAGAGCUCCUUGACCUACGGAGACAUGGUCCUCACCAACGAUCUCAGCGCUGUCAGGAACGACUCUCCUCUCCUCCUGAAACGCAACUUCAUGCACAGAAGCUCCUCCACUCCUUGUCUCUCCCCCACCGGGAGAGAUCUCCAGCAGAAAGACAGAAGCGGUCCCAUAGAGAUCUUAGGCCAGUCAGAGUGUUUCUCCGUUGUGAAACAGAUGGUGAAAGACAUUGUCAAGGCCAUGAAGCUCGGCGUUGAUCCUCUCCCUGUUCACAGCGGGCUCGGAGGUGCUUACUACUUCAGGAACAAGAAAGGUCAGAGCGUUGCUAUCGUCAAACCAACCGAUGAAGAGCCCUUUGCUCCCAACAAUCCGAAAGGGUUCGUUGGGAAAGCUCUCGGACAGCCUGGGUUAAAGUCUUCGGUUCGUGUCGGUGAGACAGGGUUUAGAGAAGUUGCGGCUUACCUUCUUGACUACGGCAGGUUUGCUAACGUGCCUCCCACGGCUCUUGUGAAGAUAACUCACUCUGUGUUCAAUGUCAACGAUGGUGUGAAAGGGAACAAGGCUAGAGAGAAGAAGAUGGUUGUUAGUAAGAUUGCUUCUUUCCAGAAGUUUGUGGCUCAUGACUUCGACGCUAGCGAUCACGGCACUUCGAGCUUCCCUGUGGCGUCUGUGCACAGGAUUGGGAUACUGGACGUGAGGAUCUUCAACACGGACCGUCACGGUGGGAACCUGUUGGUGAAGAAGGUGGAGACGUUUGGUGAAGUUGAGCUUAUACCGAUUGAUCAUGGUCUCUGCUUGCCGGAGACGCUUGAGGAUCCUUACUUUGAGUGGAUUCAUUGGCCUCAGGCGUCAUUGCCUUUCUCUGAGGAAGAGCUUGAGUAUAUACAGAGUCUUGAUCCGUUGAAGGACUGUGAGAUGCUUAGGAGAGAGCUUCCGAUGAUUAGAGAAGCUUGUCUGAGGGUGCUUGUUCUCUGCACUGUUUUUCUUAAAGAAGCUGCUUCUUAUGGGAUGUGUCUCGCGGAGAUCGGUGAGAUGAUGACUCGAGAGUUUCGUGUGGGGGAAGAGGAGCCUAGUGAGCUGGAGGUUGUGUGUAUUGAAGCCAAGAGAUUAGUUACUGAACGAGAUGUGUUCUCUCCUAGGUCUGAUGUGAUGGGAGGAGAAGCAGAGUUUCAGUUUGAUCUUGACUGUGAUGAGUUGGAAUCAGUCUACGGCUCCAAGAUGCAAGUGACCGAUGACUACUUCGCGAAGAAUCCUUUUUCGAACGGACGUUCUUCGCUAGGAAAGCUUGAAGAAAGCAUCAAGGAAGAAGAGGAUGAAGAUUAUGAUGAUGAAGAAGAGGACGAGGACAAUACUGAAAACGCUGUCCCUGUGAUGAUGACAAUGAAAGACAGCUUUUUUAGUUGUGCUGCUUUUCAUGACAAAUCUACAUCUCUUUCGAAGCUUUCUACAUCGAUGAAGAACACGCAUCUCAGCGACACGGGAAGGAAAAACAGCACAAAGACUUUGACAAGAGGCAAAUCAGAGAACACAUCGUCUGGUCACAAAAGCGCUAACGAGCAGCUUCAAGCGAGUGCAAGCUUUGUGAAGUUAGCGGACAUGAAAGAGGAGGAGUGGGUUGUGUUCUUGGAGAGGUUCCAAGAGUUGCUUGGACCGGCUUUUGCAAAACGCAAAACGGCAACGUUGAGCAAGAGACAGAGACUUGGCACUUCAUGCCAGUUUUGAGAGGAGCUUAUAUAUACUAGUAAGAAGAGAGGCAGGAUCUACAGUAUGAAACUGGAGGAGGCUUCUUGUUCUCGUUCUAUGUUAGUAGUAAGAAGAAAAAAAAUAGUUACGUUUGGGAAGGUUUGGCUUUAUGACAGAAGCAGCAAGGUGAAAAAGGGGUUUGGUUUGUUUUAUCUUUUCACCCUUUUUUUGUAAAUAUUUGCUUCUACCUUUCUCUUUGUUUGUUUUUUUUUUUUGCCUCUGUAUCACCUUCUUUUGAUCUUUUUUUCUUUUCCUCUUGGUAAGACCUUGUGGCUUGGCCUUGUCUUAUAAAUAAUAUUAGUCUUUCUUGGUUUCUAAAA
Raphanus sativus (radish) is the source of this 2715-nucleotide messenger RNA. RefSeq names its product phosphatidylinositol 4-kinase gamma 7. NCBI's taxonomy places the organism in Eukaryota, Viridiplantae, Streptophyta, Magnoliopsida, Brassicales, Brassicaceae. The record is from RefSeq and is a predicted model, not a curated record. The transcript has 2 exons. The coding region runs from base 428 to 2374 and encodes 648 amino acids.